GCCAGGCUCUCGAAAUCUUCGUGCAGAUGGUGUCUCAUUUCAAAAUGAGUACGAUGAACAGCUGCACACCAAUGAGUUGACAAUAGAUGUCUACGAAUUAAUUUACCCAGCAACAAAUUCCCCACAAGAUGACCCACAAGAAGAUGACCCACAAGAUGAUGACCCACUAGAAGACGACCCACAAGAAGACGACCCACUUGAAGACAACCCACUAGAAGACGACCCACUUGAAGACAACCCACAAGAAGACGACCCACAAGGAAACGACCCACAAGUUGACCCACAAGUUGACCCACAAGAUAACUCACAGGAUAACCCACAAGAUGACUCACAAAAUAUCGUGCAAAAUCUAAACACAUUCUUUACUAACUCACGAGAUAUAAUGCACG
This is a messenger RNA of Racocetra fulgida, 389 nucleotides long. Lineage: Eukaryota; Fungi; Glomeromycota; Glomeromycetes; Diversisporales; Gigasporaceae. The record is from the annotation of a GenBank genome assembly.